AUGUUGGCAAGCGUAGGCUAUAUCCGUCACAGCAAAGCUCAAUUCAUGUAUGGCAAAAUUGGCAACCAACCGCCAGUAACAUUUUAUCCAGUGACACAAAACCUGUGGCACAGCUCGCAUGUUACGGCAUAUGUACAUUUUGCGAUUCAUUUCAUUGCAUCCGGUGUGGCGCUGAAAGUCUUAAGUAGGCAUACAAGACGCGGCCGAAGAGUUGACGCACCGAAUUGCUUUUCCACCGUAGAGUGA
Messenger RNA from Chondrus crispus (carragheen), 246 nucleotides. RefSeq lists its product as hypothetical. The record is from RefSeq and is a predicted model, not a curated record. The transcript has a single exon. NCBI's taxonomy places the organism in Eukaryota, Rhodophyta, Florideophyceae, Gigartinales, Gigartinaceae. Bases 1 to 246 code for a protein of 81 amino acids.